Messenger RNA from Folsomia candida, 3482 nucleotides. RefSeq names its product leishmanolysin-like peptidase (gene Invadolysin). Gene Ontology annotation, cellular component: membrane; cytoplasm. The record is from RefSeq and is a predicted model, not a curated record. Gene Ontology annotation, biological process: proteolysis; cell adhesion. The coding region runs from base 486 to 2579 and encodes 697 amino acids. The transcript is spliced from 16 exons. Gene Ontology annotation, molecular function: metalloendopeptidase activity. Lineage: Eukaryota; Metazoa; Arthropoda; Collembola; Entomobryomorpha; Isotomidae.
AAACAUCGUUUUCCCGUUCUUAUUUAACUUCUUCUUUAUUUCUCUGUCCACCCAUUGUUUUGGUUUAUCGAAAAUCCCCCCUGUCGCCAAUGUGGAGGGAGGACCGGGUGUUUCUCGUGGAUUACUGCUCAAAAACGGAAACAGUGCUCAAUCUCGUACACAUACAUAUAUAUAUCGUACAUAUACAUGCAUUUGGCAGAAAACUGUGCGUUGUUGAGGGGAUGUAGAGGCAGAGGCGAGUAGUGAGAGAAGCAGGUGGUCACCCAACGAACGUCCGUGUAGUCGUAGAAGUGGAGGAAGAUGUUCUUCGCUCUUGGCCGCAGUCUCGCCGAGUGGACGAAGGAGGCUGCAUCUCUCUCUCCUCGAUUAGCCCCACGACGAGCAGUGGAUAACCAGGCAGUGACUUCACCAAGAAAGCGAUGUGACCAUUUUUUUCGACCCCACCGUCGCCGUCAUCGCCACUUUCUCCUCCUCCUUCUUACACCAUGAGCUUGUCAACGACGACGACGACGACGACCCGGCGGCCACCCCACAAGUUUAGGACUAGUCGUCACCACAAACUUGACCCAGUCCUUGGUUGUGACCUCGGUUUAACACUAUUAAUACUGCUAUUAGUUCCUUGCCUCUUUGUGGGGGUGGUGCAGUGCUCGUCGAGUGGGGGUGGUGUGGCUCAUCAUCACCACGAUCAUCAUCAGUGUAACCACGCAUACCCGAAACCGCAUGAGGUAAUCGACGGAGUAUUCAUUGAACACCACCACAUCAUGAAGAAACGGAGUGCAGACCACCCCCUCCGAAUCGUGCUCUAUUACGACGACAGUGUCCACAAGUUGGACGCAGAGAAGAAGGACUUGAUUAAUAACACGGUGCUUCCUGAAGCAGUCUCGUAUUGGGAAAAGGCUCUAAAAGUGAGACGGACGGAGAGGGCUAUUCUUCUAAAUAGACGGUGUCCAAAUCAACAAGUCUACUACAAGGCGGACGAUCCUCAUCCAUUUUGUCGCGUUGAGUGUGAAGCACGCACGAUGUGUGGCGAAGUCCAAGUUCCGGAGGAACAUUUGGAUGCUUGUCGCGUGUGUGACAACCAGGGUCAUAAUUGCAAAGUUGCGGAAAACUCGACUGCCGGGUCUGGCAUAAAAGAUGCGGAUUUCGUCUUCUACGUCUCAGCCGUGCAAACACAGCGAUGUAAACAGGGACAGGGCUAUACGGUGGCGUACGCUGCACAUUGUCAACAGGAAUCUGGACUAGAUCGGCCAAUUGCUGGGCAUGCAAAUCUGUGUCCGAAAAGUAUCAGUACAAAACCACAAGAGUUGGACACACUGAUUUCCACCGUGAAGCAUGAAAUCCUCCACGCUCUAGGUUUCUCCGUCUCCCUUUACGCAUUCUACAGAGACGACCAAGGAAAUCCGCUUACCCCUCGUGAUACGAAAGGAAAACCACCCUAUUCGGAAGGAAUGCAAGCUCGCCAGUGGAGCAACCGAGUUAUAAAGACCGUGACUCGACCCGACUGGCGCGUACGAGAUGGGAACGUGACGAGAACGAUGCAAAUGAUUGUCACUCCCCGAGUCGUGGAGGAAGUAAGACGCCAUUUUAACUGCAGUGAUUUGGAGGGUGCAGAGUUGGAGGAUCAGGGCGAGGAAGGCACUGCAUUGACACAUUGGGAAAAAAGAAUUUUUGAGAAUGAAGCAAUGACGGGAACGCACACCCAGAAUCCAGUCUACUCCCGCAUAACGCUAGCGUUAAUGGAGGACACUGGCUGGUACAAGGCAAAUUACGACAUGGCGCAACACCUCGUUUGGGGACAUGGUCUGGGGUGUGAUUUCGUCAAAAAGUCGUGCAUGGAGUGGAUGAUGAGCAAAAGCUCGACUAGCGAUCCUGUGCCAUACUGCAGUAAGGUGAAGGCAGAACCUUUAGAGACACAAUGCACGGAUGAUGGAACCUCUGUCGCUCUGUGUAACCUUGUCAAGUACCCGGGUCCUUUGCCAAGCGUGUACCAAAACUUUCCUUCGCUGCCAAACAUUCCUAACAACAAUCUGUCUUAUUAUGGUGGCUCCGUCACGUUGGCAGACUAUUGCCCCUACGUACAAGAGUUCACCUGGAGAGCAAACAGCGUCGUGAUUCGAGGUUCACAUUGCUACUAUGAGGAGAAUAAUCCAGAACCCGAAAAGAAUUUCGCCCUAGAAGAGUACGGCGAGCAAUCAAAGUGCUUCUACCACACGAAAGAAAUGUGGGAAGAGCGGUCUUGCCAUCAAAAACGGCACUGGCAACAUUGGGGAUCCGGCUGCUACAAAUAUUUUUGUGAUAAUGGGCUUCUCAACAUUGUGGUCACUAACCGUACAUUUACAUGUGCAUACACUGGCCAGGAAAUUCGGGUUCAACUCUUAGCAAAUGGUUGGCUUCAUCGAGGCGGAAUUAAAUGUCCACCAUGCUCGCAAUUUUGUGAAGACUGCAGUGGGGUGAGUUCGAGUUACGAAAUUAGUCAAGAUGAGCAACCCUCGGAUCAUUUGGAUUGUUCAUCAGCCAUACCUACGAUGUCCCCACUUUAUCUCGUUCUAUUUGUUUUGACCUCUUGGAGCUUCUCGUGACAAUCAUUCCUGCGACAAGAAGAAGGAUAAUAAAAAGAGAUAGAAUUACUGCAGGCGAUAUGAUUCCUCGUCCCGUAAACAUUUGAUUUGGUGGUGAUGGACUUGUUGCAUGCACAUUUUAUGAUCCCUGCAUCAAAUCAAUUGAUCAAACAAACCCCUCCAGAUCUAAUAACAAUUCAGUACAACAAACCGACGGAAGCAGGGUGAUGUAGCAGGACACAAUUUGGGAGGAAGGACGCCAAUAUCAGCACCACCUACAUGCACUACAGCACAGAAUAAUAGUGAAGAAGAAGCACUGAUUUCACAUUCCAAAAACAAUAAUAACUUAAGAAUUGUUUCCCAAACAAAACUUUCAACGAUUUUUCCAAUCCCCAUUACUCUUUGUGAUAUGAAGAUAAGUUAUGAUUUGUCUCGAGUUUAUUGAACGUGAUAGAUAAGAUAGCUAGAUAAGUAAAUAUAGGCAGGGAAGAACUUUCGAGGCUGGAAUACUGGGAAACUGUCCCCACUUUUUGUAAUAUAUUUUCCAACUUGUGUUAGCAACUUGAAACUGUGUUAUUAUAAGUUAGACAGAUGCAAGUGUAGAUAGAAGAUGUAAAAGGUAUGAUAAGGUCUUGUCUUAUCUUAUUAUUAUUAUUCGUCCCUUUUUUUAUCUAGUCUGAGUGCUGGCGAAGUUAGUAGAUUUAAAGAAAUAGGUUUUCUUUAUCAUCCAAGAUGAGAUUGUUUGUCAAUGUCUUCUUCUUCUAAAAACAGUACUUCCACCAGUGUUAAUGCUAAUGUAAUAAGUAACGAAAUAAGUAACUGUAAUCUGGAUGACAGUUAAUCAAAAUGAUGAAUGAUGAUGGUGACGAUGCCAAUAUUGAGUCAAUUAAUAAAGGUUGAAGAAUUGCACAAGGCCUAAAAAAA